Molecule: messenger RNA, 264 nt
Organism: Acanthisitta chloris (rifleman)
Lineage: Eukaryota; Metazoa; Chordata; Aves; Passeriformes; Acanthisittidae
Gene: BAALC
Product: brain and acute leukemia, cytoplasmic
Exons: 2
Cellular component (GO): cytoplasm
Source: RefSeq, a predicted model, not a curated record
GUCUUCCAGAGGAUGGGAAAUUGGCCCAAACAGGUGUAACCACAGCAUCAGCCACAGCUGGAAUGCUGAAUCCUGAGAAGAGAAACAACUGUGGUUCUCAGUGUGUUAACCCCAUGCUGCAUGGCAUGGGAGCUACGACACAGAGACAGAAUGGCUUCAGGACCACAGAGAAUAAAUGGGACGCACAGAAAAUGUCCACAAAAGAAGUCACACUUAAUGUUCCAAAAAGCAUCAGACAAAGUGGCAGAAGGAAAACAAAGAAUU